UAAUUAUGGCGCUAUCUGAAACAAGAAUCAAGAAUGUCAACUGGCAGAAAUGGAGUGACGAGUUAAGCAAAUUUUCCAAAGAUGAACUCAUUAAAUUCAUCCUCAAGAAAUCCACCACUGAGAAGAGAGAAUUGGAGAAAUCUGUUGAGAUUAACAACAGAGAAAUUGCUGUAUUAGAGUCCUACUCAACACUUAUGUCUACUCUUAAUGAGCAUAUGGAUCCUGAAGAUCCAGACGAGACUCAAAAAGCAAAUCUCAGGAAGGCUAAGAAAAUUCAUGAUACAAAUGAUGGUAAAAGACUUCAGAUCAAGAAUAUCAAGGAGCAGAUUAAGAAAGAAGAAGAUAAGAUCGAGAAAAUUAAAAUUCCAAAAAUAGAGUGCAACAAUUCAAAAAGGGAGGCACAAAAUCAUAUCACUAAAAAGGUCCUCAAGAAAGCUAAGAAGCAAUACAAGAAAGGCUCAAAUAUGAUUGCUGUUCACUUGCUAGAGACUUUCUGUGGAUGUCUCAUUGGAAAAGAGAAAGCUAAUGAAGAAGAAGUAAUUCAUAUCCUCUCUGAUCAUGAUGAUUUAAUGAGCUCAAUGAAUAGGCUUGAGGAGUCUAAGAUCAACAGAGAGCACGCUAAGCAAUAUUCUGAGGUGCUCAAAGAAGUAAAGCAUCCAAUCACUGAGAAAGAGAAUUUGAAGCUGAUUCCAUUUUAUGUCUGGCUUGACAACGUCUUCAGGAACAUCAAAUACUCCAUUGAAGAGAAGCAGCAUAAACAAGAGAUUGAGAAACACAACAAUUCAAUCUACAGUCAUAACAAUGCCAUUGAACAGAAUAACAUUAUCUUGGAUCAUAUCGGUUAUGACCCAGUCCAACUCGAACACUACGAAAACGUAAUGGAAUUCUGGGACGACCAUUCUAGAACCAUCGACGAAGAUAACGGAGUAAAGAACGAGAAAAUUGACAGCUGGGACGAAGAGCAUGCUCAAGGCAUGGAAAAUCCAGAUAAGAAGAAACUAGAAGAAAAGAAAUUUGAAUUAAGAAGAGAAUAUCCAGAAAAAGGAAAGAGUGAACCAAGAAAAUCUAAACCAAAACCAGCAAAAGCCAAAGCCAAGAAAGAAGAAAGAAAGGCACUUCCUAAGGCAAGUGAGGAAUCUAAAGAUGAUGCUUCUGAUGAAGAGUCUGGUGAGGAUUACACUGGAUCUGGAGAUGACAAAGAUAACUCUGGAUCUGAUGCAGGAUCUGAUGCUGGAUCUGAUGCAGGCUCUGAUGCAGGAUCUGAAGAAGAAUCAUCUGGAGAAAAUGAAGAACCUAGUAAUAGCGAUGAAGAUUCUGGAUAAGUUUACCAUAACGAAGGUUUAUAUAAACCACUAUUCA
Molecule: messenger RNA, 1359 nt
Organism: Moneuplotes crassus
Lineage: Eukaryota; Ciliophora; Spirotrichea; Euplotida; Euplotidae
Source: the annotation of a GenBank genome assembly